Rotaria sp. Silwood2 is the source of this 2760-nucleotide messenger RNA. The record is from the annotation of a GenBank genome assembly. Lineage: Eukaryota; Metazoa; Rotifera; Eurotatoria; Philodinida; Philodinidae.
AUGUAUUGCUCUAAAAAUACUGCCCAUCGUGCUCGAGAAUGCAUGGGAGAAAACCGAUUAAAAAAGCGUACUAAUGAAAUAUCAGAACUAAUGCAAAAUGAAGAUCUUUCUGUAAAUGAUUCAAACACAAUGGAAUAUGAUGCUACUGAUAAUACAUAUAAUAUUACCACUGCGUCAACUGCCUGUGUAAUAUCUUCACUACUUGAUGAAUCGUUAGAUGAAAUUGAAUCAAGUUUCGGCGAUGUUAACGAUGAAGAAUUAGAAGUCGAAAGUGAUGAUGAUGAUAAUGACGACAUCGACGAAUUCAUUUUUUCGUAUGAUAUGAACAAUCAAACCAAAUUAUUUGCAUCGUCUCCUUUAUCUAUACAUGAAGCCUGUCUUAUUAUUAUCAAAUUAGCUCGUCGUUUGAAUUUGAAUAAGAAUGAUAUCAAAAAUUUUUUGGAUGGUAUUCGACAUCUUUUCCCAGCAGACGUUAAAUUACCACGCACUGUGAAAGAAUUAAUGAAGGUCAUCGGUUUUGACUGUUCAAAGCAAGUGCAUUAUUAUUGUUGUCAAUGCUUAUCGCAUUUAAAUUCUCCUGAACAGACUAUAUGUACUGGUGGAUGUUUAUUUAAUAAUGAGAGGCGUCCAUUUAUGAAUGUUAUCGAGUUAGCAACCAAUAAUGUUAAAGAUGAAAUUUUUUCAACAGCUAAACGAUACAUAAAUCUAAUCAAUGAGUAUUACAUUCAUUCAAAGGACAUUUUACCGUGUGAUGUAAUAAAUGGCUCCUUAUAUGAACGUUUGGGCAACACGAAUCAAAGGCAGCUAACUAUCAUGUUGCACACAGAUGGAGCACCUGUGACUAAAAUUGGCGGAAAAUCAUUGUGGCCAGUCCAGGCAACAAUUCUUGAAAUACCCCCACCUAUAAGAGAUCAUAUAAGUGCAGUCAUGGUAUUUGCUGCUUGGUUGGGUGGCAGUCAUCCAAGCAGAGAACUAUUGUGGAAUAGUAUCGUUGAACAAAUUCAUAAUUUAUAUAACGAUGGAAUAAUAAUAAAAUUACACGACAAUACAAAAAUUAAAUUUAAUAUUCGAAUGCAACUGAUUACAUUUGAUCUACCUGCACUUGCUCUCAACUGUAACAUAGUUCAAUUUAAUGGUUAUGAUGCUUGUCCAUUCUGUAAAAUCCAUGGCUAUUCAAUUGGAACACAAAUAUUUUAUGCUUAUUCACAAACACCAUCAUCCCGCAAGACUGAUCAUGAUUAUAUUCAGUUAUCGAUGCCCAAUAGACCAAGAUUUAGCUCAAGUGGUAUUAAAGGAUCUACUCCUUUAACAAAAAUAAUGUUAUUUCCAAGCCAAAUUGCGGUUGAUUACAUGCAUUUAGUGUGCAGUGGACAUUUUAAAACAUUGAUCACUUACUGGAAUCAUCUACUGUUACCACAUGUAUUAGAUCAAGCAUCAAAUUUUUUACUAUCUAUUACACUACCACACUCGUUUGGAUAUCAGUUUAUGCCUUUAACUCAAUAUGCUAGUUGGAAAACGAAAAUGUUCAGAGAUUUUUUAUUAUAUGCAUCUCCAAUAUUUGUGAUUACAUUUCUACCAGAUACAUUAGCUCUACAUUUUUUGCAUUAUUUCAUUUAUAUUCGUGUAUUACAUUUUUACCAGCACAAGGAUGAAUUACGUGAUAUUGAUCGGUUUUUUGAUUUUUACUAUAAACAUUUAGCCGAGUACUAUGGACCGAAGUCAGAACUUUGUACAGUUCAUAUACAUACGCAUCUUCUAUCUCAAGUUAAUAGACAUGGAUCUCUAUCAAUGACUUCAUGUUUUCCUCGUGAAUCUUAUAUUGGUCAUGCUGUUAAAUGGUGUCAAGGCAAGAAGUUCAUACUAGAACAAUUCAUGACUUGGUACAAGAUUGAGGAUAAAGCCAUCGUUAGAUCUUCAAAUGAUACUUUUGUAAAAUGUUGUGAUAAAAAGCACAUCAAACUCAAUGAAGCAAAUCCUGUUAAACGAUAUGCUCGUUAUUUUAGAGGAUUGAAAAAAUUUCAUUCAAUAUCCUAUGUGCGUGGCGGAAACUCUAUUAGUUAUUGGGUAUCGAUUAAAAAUGACAGUUGUCCACAAAAUCAUGGCGUCUGUUUUGGUGAAGUUAUUUAUUAUUUCCAAAUAGAUAAUGAAUCUUAUGCAUUUAUCAAACACUAUAAAUGUCUAGGUAAAAGUUUAGCUGAUGGCUUAUCAUCAACACCUGUUCCUCAAAAUCUUCUCGAUCGUUUAAACGUGUAUUACCGUUUUUUUUAUGACAAAAAAUUCACAUACAAAAUUGUAUCGACUUGUUGGAUAACUAAUGCAGUAAUUCGCAUGCCAUGGAUUGAACCCAACGUAUCAGUUUUUACUGAGAUACUGUUCUUUUUUCAAACAAGUAUGGACACACUUACUCAACGUCCACAACGCACAACGGCUGGCAGAACAUCUAAGUAUGCUGAUUUUUCAGUUGUUUCGUUUCCUCAACUGAAAAAACAUGCUAUCAUCAAAGCAUCCUUAAUUAAUUUCGAUCCACUCAGUCCUCUUGGAGUUCAAGCUGGAAGUCAUCAAGAAAUGGAAGAAGUUUCAAGUCGAUUUUCAAAAGAAUCAGGAAGUGAAGAAAUCUUUAUUCCAGAACAUGAAUGUGAAUAUCAUCCUCAAGAUCUUCGUGAACAAACAAUGGAUGAUGAUUUGAAUUUUGACGAUGAUAUAUAUACACCAACGACAAAUCGAACAAAAAAAAACAAUAAAACCGAUUACAACCAAUGA